AUGGAAAUCGCAAGACAUAUCGAGAAUGCAGUUAAAGAUGCAAAGUCUAUGUCUGCACCGACGGGAAAUGACAGUUACACAUUUAAAGGUGCAUGUUCCAAAAUUAACACACAGAAGAGACAAUACAGUAAACCAAAAACUCGGAACAUUCAGUGUUUCAGAUGCGGAUCCAAUCAACAUUUGGCGAACAACCCAACAUGCAAAGCCAAGAAUAUGAGAUGUUCAUCCUGCAAGAAAAUGGGACAUUUGCAAGUUGUUUGUAAAAGCAAAAGUGCAGUUCGACAGCUUGAGUGUGAACAACCAAGUGAUACGAGUUCCGAGGGACCCAGCUUCGAAGUGUUGGCAACUGACAAAGCAAGUGCAAACAAGAAAGUAGUUCAGUGUGACAUUUCGGUUAAUUCUGUGAACUUAAAACUUGUUGUUGAUACAGCGUCUGAUGUGUCUCUUAUGUCACUGAAACUUUUUAAGAAACAUUUUGACACAAAUGCAAUAGAACAGUGUAAGGCUAGCAUUACUAGUUAUUCCAACCACAAGGUAGGAGUAAUAGGUAGCUUUCAUGCAAUGGUUUGCUUCAAGGGUCAGGUUUCACAAGGCACAUUUUACAUUGUACAGUCAGGUACCAGUCUACUGGGUAAGGAUAUUAUUCAGACACUAGACAUAGGUAUUCAUGGGGGGUCUUUGACCUGCUUUGCGACCCGAGGCAAUGCAAGCUCUGAUGAACCUAAAUCAGAUUCGGUGAGUAUCCCUGACAGAUUCCCACAGCUGUUUAGUGAUAAGAUUGGAAAGGUUAAGGGCUUUAAACACAAAAUCAAAGUGCGUUCAGAUGUUAAGCCUGUGCAACAAAAAUUGCGCCGAUUGCCAUUUGCAGUGCGUAAUGCUGUUUCUGCCGAGCUGAAGAAAUUGGAAAAUUCUGAUAUCAUAGAACGUAUUGAUGCAAGUGAAUGGAUUUCUCCUAUCGUGGUAGCAUGGAAAAAAGAUGGCUCAGUCCGUGUAUGCGUAGAUUUGAGAAAACCUAAUGAAGCCAUUAUAGAGGAUAGGUAUCCACUUCCUAAUAUUGACGAAAUGAUAAGUGAAAUGCAUGGUGCAACCCAUUUUUCAAAGCUUGAUUUGAAAUCCGCCUACCAUCAACUUGAAUUGGUGGAAAGCAGCCGAGAUCUGACGGCAUUCAUUACACAUGAAGGUCUGUUCCGUUUUAAGCGUGUUUGCUUCGGUCUUUCUUCUGCACCAUCAUGUUUUCAAAAAAUGAUGUCUACAAUUUUGUGCAAUGUUCCAGGUGUUCAGUGUUUCAUUGACGACGUGAUUGUUUACGGCCGAACUAAAGCUGAACAUGAUCGCAACUUGAACUUGGUACUCCAGCGGUUGACUGAUGCUGGUUUGACGUUGAAUGACAAAUGUGAGUUCAAUGUUCCAUCCCUUACAGUUUUGGGUCAUGUGAUCUCGAAGGACGGUGUGCGUCCAAACCCUGAUUUAGUCAAAGCCAUUUCUGAUGCACCUGUACCGACUAAUAAGGAUCAGUUGAGGUCUGUUUUAGGGCUCUGCGGUUACUAUUCCAAAUUUGUGCCAAACUUUGCAGCGCGUAUACAACCGAUGCGAUGUAUUCAAACUGCUGAGAAAUUCAAAUGGACUGAAGAAGCUAACAAAGCUUUCAAGGACAUUAAGUCUGCUAUAGUUAACAGCCCUGCUCUUGCUCUAUUCGAUCCAUACCUUGAUAUCAUUGUAACUACAGAUGCUAGUGGAUAUGGUUUAGGUGCAACACUCACACAGGUGAAAAAUGGUUCAGAAGUUAUAGUUGCAUGCGCAUCUCGCAGUCUAACUGCAUUAGAAUUGAAAUAUUCUGUGGGAGAGCGUGAAGCUUUAGCAUGCGUAUGGGCAGUAGAAAAGUGGCAUACAUAUUUAUGGGGUCGUAGAUUCACUUUGCGUACAGAUCACCAAGCACUUGUGACACUGUUGAGUUCAAAAGGGACGGGUCACAAACCAAUGCGAAUUGCGCGAUGGGCAAUGCGGUUGUUACACUACACAUAUGACAUACAGUACAAACCCGGUGUUCAAAAUAAAGUGCCGGAUGCACUUUCUAGAUUGCCAUUGUCUACAAGUAAAGACAAAAUCCAGGAUGAGGAUGAGGCUGAGGCUGUGUGCCAACUUUGGUUUGAACAUGUAGAACAUAACAUUGCGAUAACCAGAGAACGUUUACAGCGAGCAACGUCUGAGAGCUCGAUUUGUACUCGUAUUUCCCAAUACAUUCAGAAUGGAUGGCCUUGUACAAAAACAGAAAUUAUUAAUGAUCUGAAACCAUUCUUUCAGGUGAAAGAUGAGUUGUCUGUACAUGACGGCAUUAUUUUCCGUGGGGAACGGGUGAUAGUGCCAGAUGAACUUUGUGCACAUGUGGUGAACUUGGCACAUGAAAGUCAUCAAGGUAUAGUGCGUACAAAACAGAGGCUGAGAGAUUUGUAUUGGUGGCCAAAGAUGGAUAUUCAGGUUACUGAGCUGGUAAAGUCGUGCAUUACUUGUCAGUUGAAUGACAAAUCUGCUGUUACGCGGACAGCACCUACGCAGCCAGUACCACUUCCGAAUGCUGCAUGGAGAAAACUUGGUCUCGAUUUUGUCGGGCCAGACUAUUCUGCACCGCCUGAACGGCGAUAUAUUAUUUCCAUGAUUGAUUACAGGAGCAAAUGGCCAGAGGUAGCAUUCGCUUCGGAUAUAAGUACCAAAACAGUGCUGAAGUUUCUUGUUACAGUUUUCAGUCGAGAAGGUUAUCCCGACGAAAUUGUUACAGAUAAUGGGCCUCAAGUGGUGUCCCAUGAAUUUGAAGAAAUUUCUACGACACAGAAAUAUAAAACACAGGUUUUCUUCGGUUUAUCAUCCGGAAGGAAACAGUGA
Gigantopelta aegis is the source of this 2877-nucleotide messenger RNA. RefSeq lists its product as uncharacterized. Gene Ontology annotation, molecular function: zinc ion binding; nucleic acid binding. Gene Ontology annotation, biological process: DNA integration. The record is from RefSeq and is a predicted model, not a curated record. The coding region runs from base 1 to 2877 and encodes 958 amino acids. Lineage: Eukaryota; Metazoa; Mollusca; Gastropoda; Neomphalida; Peltospiridae. The transcript has a single exon.